This is a messenger RNA of Centruroides sculpturatus (bark scorpion), 1747 nucleotides long. Its product is annotated as techylectin-5A-like. NCBI's taxonomy places the organism in Eukaryota, Metazoa, Arthropoda, Arachnida, Scorpiones, Buthidae. Bases 820 to 1650 code for a protein of 276 amino acids. The record is from RefSeq and is a predicted model, not a curated record. The transcript has 5 exons.
UUCCUCGCUUAAUUAUAGAUACCGUGAUUACAUAUUACGUAUAUGACUAAUUUUCAAAGACACAAGCAUAUUUAAAACUAAUAGAGAUUUAUCAAAAGAAAGUUUAUUUCAAUGACUGUGAAGCUAUAUUAAAUUCUGCUCCUUUUCACGAACUUUAAAAUGCAUUUAAUUUAGUUUAACUAAUAUUUUAAGUAUCGUUUUGCAUAUAUCUGUUUUAGUUACUCGUAAAUGUUUUAGAGUGGAUUAAUACUGCAAUUCAUGCAUUGAUAAGCGUAAAUAAUGCACUUGAUAUAUGAGUGCGGCUAUCUUUGAUCCGUUAGUGAUCAAAGAUAGCCGCAUUCGUACAGAUGCACUCACCCAGAUCGUUGUGACGCCAAAACACUUAAUUAUUAAGCGUUCAACAUCCGCUUGACUAUGCAAAGAUAAAUUAUUAAAGCGGAUUGAUUAAAAAUAAAAAGAAUUUCAUAUUUAUCUGAUAAAAACGUAAAGAGUAAACAAGAUUUUCUUAUCAAAUCCCACUCAAAUACUAAAAUACACAUUACCACUGCUGCGGUGUCUUCACUCUGCACUAACAGCCUUCUACACUACGCAUGAUCCUUUCAUAUUAUAUAUGUUAGCUCUACUAAACACGCCCACUCCUAGUUUUGUACUGUUAUAGAGCUAUAUUUGCACCACUACAGUGUCAUCUUGCCUAUUAAUAAAUUAUCACGUCUCGUAGGAAGGUAACGUCAAAUAAAUUUUAAUUUUAAAUUCAACGAAUGAACUAAACUGACUCGAAAUUUCGAAAGAAGUCUAAUUGUUUAAGGCAAAAAAAGUAACAUGACUGCUGCAGUUUGGUUGUGGGGAAUUCUUUUCCUUUUCUCCCAGCUUCGGAUUUCUUGGACAGAAAAUACUACAUGUGUGAGUGACGACGUGUUCACAAAACUCAAAGAAGUAGACAAACUCAUCCAUCAGAUCAUAGGAUUUCCUCCGGAAAUAAGGCAAAUACCGACGGAUUGUACCGAUAUUAAAAAGCAGGGGAUUAAAACGUCUGGCAUUUAUGAAAUACGAGUUAUGAAAAAUCAAACAAUACCUUUUUGUUUCAAAGUGUAUUGCGAUAUGAAAACAGACGGCGGCGGAUGGACGGUGUUUCAAAGAAGAGGAGAUUUUAAACAACCUGUUUCCUAUUUCUAUAAAGAUUGGAAAAGAUAUGCGGAAGGAUUCGGAAAACUGGACGAAGACUUUUGGUUAGGCAAUGAAAAAUUAUAUUAUUUAACAAAUCAAGGAAACUAUUAUCUCAGGAUUGAUAUGAAAGACAAAGAAAAUGCGACAUCAUAUGCCCAAUAUGGAGAAUUCAGAAUUGGGAACGAAGAAAAUUUGUAUAAAUUACAUGUAAGGAAUUACAGUGGUGAAGCUGGUGAUAGUCUUACUCGGAAUCACACGAACAUGUUUUUCAGUACAUUUGACAAAGAUAACGAUAAAUCGAAUACUACAAAUUGCGCCCAAAAGUACGAAGGUGCGUGGUGGUAUAACGAAUGCCACUAUUCGAAUUUAAACGGAUUAUAUUUGAAUGGCAAGAAUGAACUGAGAGGCAAAGGCAUAGUAUGGAGCAGUUGGAAAGAUUCAUAUUAUUCAUUACCCGUUGUUGAAAUGAAGAUUCGUCGUAUAUAAAAUCAAAUAUGUGUGUAUAAAGAUUUCAAAUAUGAACAUAAGAAAUAUAUGUUGCAGAUAUAAAGUCUUUUAUUCAAAUAAAUAACUCAGUAAUGUA